CCCCCUGCGGCCGCGCCGGUACUGCAGCACAGCCUGCCAUAGUUCCGCGCACCCCAGCUUUCACCAAUCAUAACUCGCCAAUCCGGUCACAUGACGGGCUAAGAUUAGAGAGGAAGGUAGCCAUGUUUGUAGGCAUUGUGUGGCGAGUGGUUCAUGGUAGUCCGCCCAAAUUAUCGCAAUCCGUGGACAGACAGCAGCGCCGGAGCGUACAACGGUGAUCUCGGGUCAAUAGAAAAGGGUUAGAUCCAAGCCACACUGGCAACGUGAAGCCUCAUCUACAGCACUUAAGGCAAACGUUUCCAUGUCUUCGGAUUCCUAACAGCAUUUCAAGAGAUUCCCCAUAGGUUAUAUGCAGCUGUAGAUUCCAAAAGGCACAGAGAUGGGUGUCCGACAGGCCAAACCUGUGGCUAAACUUCCAGACGAUCUGCGCCAAGAGGCUGAAAAGUUUCGAGUUUACAACUUCCCAUUUGAGAACCUCGUGUUGGAAGGAGGGGGAGCCAAGGGGACUGCCUACAUAGGUGCCAUGAUGGUCCUAGAGGAUGCUGGGAUAAUGGAAAAUAUCCACAGAUUUGCUGGAACCAGCGCAGGCGCGGUAACAGCCGGUUUGAUGUCGAUUGGGAUGACGUCAGAAGAGAUUGUGAAAGAGAUGGAAAAUGUGGACAUGGCCAGAACACUUAUGGACUCGCCAUGGUGGUCACGUGGCCCACUGAGGCGUCUUUUCUUUGUUUGGAAAGUCUUCAAGGCCUUCGGUCUGUACGCAGCUGCGGGGGAUAGAUUCCUCGAGUGGUACGGUGAACUUAUCCACAGGCAUCUUGAAAAGCACCACAUACAUAAAGGACUGGGCAAGAACAUAAAUCUUCAGCAGCUCCGUGACGUCUUAGGCAAAGAGCUCUGUACUGUCACCUACGACUUGACGUUCGGUAUCGAGAUAUACUGCCACGCCAAGACCACGCCUCUCUGCACUGUUCGCCAGGCUGUCAGACAGUCCAUAUCGUUGCCAGCGGUGUUCGUUCCCUACAAGUUUGAAGACGAGCCCGAUCUGUACAUAGAUGGUGGCGUUUGUGUCAACUUCCCCAUCUAUUGCUAUGAUGGAUGGUGGCUAUCUAUGGACGACCAAAGCAGCUUCAAGAGUCGCUUGGAAGAUGAGACGGACGACAUUAAAACAACGAGCUAUUUCUACAAGCAGUGCAACGAAGCACGUUUCCAGUCCCCCAAUGUUUCGGAAGAGGAAAGCAAACAACAACUGCAAAAGACUCUUGGAUUGAUGGUGUACUCCAAGACGGAUAGAAAAGCCUAUCAACACGUGUUCAGCAAACGACUUGACGUAUUGACGAAAGGGUAUAAAAUCGACAUGAAGAACGACAGGCCAAGAAAAACAAAACUAGCAAAGUACGUGGUGUUUCAAAUACGUGAAAGGAGGUACGAAAAGAAGGAGAAGGACCGAAACAAGAGGAUGGAAGAUGAAAAGAAGAAAAUGGAGAAAAACUAUGAUGCAAAGAAGCAACGUCUCGAAGAGGUUCUGAAGGCGCCACAAAACAGGGAAGACAUGUUCAAAUGCUUCAAAGAUAAGUUUCCAAAAGAGGAGCUUCGAGAGUUCGUUGACGGAGAAGAUUCUUACGAAGUGGUUUUCGAUGCCUUGUUUGCACAGUACCCAGGUGGACCGGUAACAGAUAAAACCAUUAAAGGUAUCUUCCACAACUGGGAGCCGUUCAGAAAGAAGCUGCUGGAUGUUGUGCCUCAGCGAAUCAUCGACACGCCAGCUGAACUGAACACCGCGUAUCUGGAGCUGUUGGGGCAAAGCAAACCAAUCAAGGAGGAGGAUGUUGGUAGGUGUAUCGCCAUUGACGUAGACUACGUGGGAACCAUGGACUUCAACAUGGAGCCAGAGGACCAGACCUUCCUCAUGAAGCAAGGAGCUCGGGCGGCACUCGCGUUUCUUGAAGAUUAUGUGAAGAGAAAUAAUCUUCAGCCUUCCAAGAGCAGUCCGAAGAGCCCAAUGAUGGUUACUGGUGUAUAGGUAUUGCGAUGUCUAUGAAGGGAUAACACAGAACAGUUAUGUGUAUUUUAGGCUAUUUUUUUAGUGUAAACUUAAAUGCGAUCUCCAUAGUCCAGAUUUUCUUGGAUCGUAAAGGACUUUUGACCAUUAUAUUUCUGUCACAAAUCGUAGGUUAGUGGUAAUUUUCAAUGGUCUCUUCUUGAACCGUAUUUCAUGAAAAAUCGUGUCGAAUGAAAAAGACGUCUAACAUCUAACAUCUAUCCAUCCAUCCAUCCAUCCGUCCGUUUAUUUAUCAUACAUCCAUUUGAAACUGAAAUAUGUCUUUUAGAUGAUCACAAAAAACAAGCAUGAAUGUACGCGCGCAUCAAUGUAUUUCUGCUGCAUUGCGCAAUUGUACAUGUCAGAGUUGAUUGCUACCAAUGUGAGGACACCCGGGUUUACCCACAUAUUAUUAUGAAAUCACAAUAAAAGAUGUUACAUGUUUCUGUAUGAAUUGUAUAGUCGUAUUUUCGAUAAAAGAUAAUAAAAGACACGACGUUG
Branchiostoma floridae (Florida lancelet) is the source of this 2536-nucleotide messenger RNA. RefSeq lists its product as uncharacterized. NCBI's taxonomy places the organism in Eukaryota, Metazoa, Chordata, Leptocardii, Amphioxiformes, Branchiostomatidae. The record is from RefSeq and is a predicted model, not a curated record. The transcript is spliced from 14 exons. Bases 380 to 2017 code for a protein of 545 amino acids. Gene Ontology annotation, biological process: lipid metabolic process.